Juglans microcarpa x Juglans regia is the source of this 4806-nucleotide messenger RNA. RefSeq names its product auxin response factor 19-like. Gene Ontology annotation, molecular function: DNA binding; protein binding. Gene Ontology annotation, biological process: response to hormone; regulation of DNA-templated transcription. Gene Ontology annotation, cellular component: nucleus. The record is from RefSeq and is a predicted model, not a curated record. NCBI's taxonomy places the organism in Eukaryota, Viridiplantae, Streptophyta, Magnoliopsida, Fagales, Juglandaceae.
AAAGAAAAGCUGUCUUUGCUUAGCUUUGUUUUUGCGUUGCUUUUUGUUCGGUCUCUGAUUUCUUCAGCGACAACUCAGGUUCCUUCUACCUUGAUCUUCUCGAGCUCGGACUCCGAGAAGCUAUUAUUCCCUUUCCCUUCCUUCAGUUCCUUUCCCUUCCCUUUUCAUUUCUCAGCUUUCCAUCCAAUUUUCACGGCCGGUGACUUAUGCCGUCACCGCCACGGUGACACUCUCGGCACCAGUUGUUUACAAAGGAUUUCCGGUUCUUGAGCCUGGGGAACUUGGAUUCCGAGUUGGGAUUGCUUUGGAAUUGGAAUCUCCUUGUGUUAAUGUAAUUGCUGAUUCGAAUCUUCAGUUGCAGAAAUCUUUGAUGUCCAGGUUCUUUGGGAUGGUAAAAAGUUCACUUUUGUGACAGUUUAUUCUGGGAAUUCAGAGUUAUGAUCACUCAGCUUUGAGAUGUGGGCGUGGACUCUCUCAAAUCUUUGAGCUUUUUUUUGGGUACUAAAGAGAAAUAGCUGAAGAAGGUGGUUCAGUUUCUUUGCUGGCUUUCAUUUGGCUGGCAAAGUUACAUAGUUUAUGCUUAGGGACGUGGCUAGUAGUUCUUUGCGUUUUAUAGGAGGGAGUUGGGGUCUGAUUACUUGGAUUUAAUGUGAAUAGGGAGGCAUUGUAUCUGGCAUCGAAGUCGGUUCUUAGAGCCUUAUUCGUAAUUGGGGCGACGAACUUCAGCUAGGAUUGUUUGAAUUCUUUAUAUCUUAGUGGAACUGAGCAGGUGGUUGAACUUUUUCUUCAGAGUUCGGCUGGUUCCUUCAUAUCUGUCAGCAUGAAAGCUCCCUCAAAUGGGUUUCUUCCAACUCCUGUAGAAGGAGAGAGGAAGAGUAUUAAUUCAGAGUUAUGGCAUGCUUGUGCGGGGCCUCUGGUUUCUUUACCUCCAGUUGGAAGUCUUGUGGUUUACUUUGCCCAAGGCCACAGUGAGCAAGUUGCAGCAUCCAUGCAAAAGGAGACUGAUUUCAUACCCAACUACCCUAACCUUCCUUCAAAGUUGAUUUGCAUGCUUCAUAAUGUCACACUGCACGCUGAUCCUGAAACUGAUGAGGUCUAUGCACAGAUGACCCUUCAACCUGUAAACAAAUAUGAUAAGGAAGCAGUACUAGCAUCUGACAUGGGCCUCAAGCAAAGCAGACAACCAUCUGAAUUCUUCUGCAAAACUCUUACAGCCAGUGACACUAGUACUCAUGGUGGAUUCUCAGUACCACGCCGUGCAGCUGAGAAGAUUUUUCCACCUCUAGAUUAUUCAAUGCAACCCCCGGCUCAGGAGCUAGUAGCUAGAGAUUUACAUGACAAUUCAUGGACAUUCAGGCAUAUUUAUCGCGGCCAGCCAAAAAGGCACCUGCUGACCACAGGUUGGAGUGUCUUUGUUAGCACCAAAAGACUAUUUGCUGGAGAUUCUGUUCUUUUUAUAAGAGAUGAAAAAUCCCAGCUUCUCUUGGGCAUAAAGCGUGCUAAUAGGCAGCAGCCAGCUCUCUCUUCUUCAGUCAUAUCAAGUGAUAGCAUGCAUAUUGGAAUUCUUGCUGCUGCAGCUCAUGCUGCGGCAAAUAACAGUCCAUUUACUAUAUUUUACAACCCAAGAGCCAGCCCUGCUGAGUUUGUGAUUCCCUUAGCCAAGUAUAAUAAAGCAAUGUAUACCCAAGUUUCACCAGGCAUGCGGUUUAGAAUGAUGUUUGAGACCGAGGAGUCUGGAGUACGCAGAUACAUGGGAACGAUUACUGGUAUCAGUGAUUUGGAUCCCAUUCGCUGGAAAACUUCACAGUGGCGCAAUCUUCAGGUUGGAUGGGAUGAAUCAACUGCUGGUGAACGGCCAAGCCGAGUUUCCAUCUGGGAAAUUGAACCUGUUGUAACACCAUUCUACAUUUGUCCACCUCCAUUUUUCAGACCCAAGUUUCCCAGACAACCAGGGAUGCCAGAUGAUGAGUCUGACAUAGAGAAUGCUUUCAAGAGAGCCAUGCCCUGGCUUGGUGAUGACUUCGGCAUGAAGGAUGCCCCUAGUUCCAUAUUUCCUGGUUUGAGUUUAGUGCAGUGGAUGAACAAGCAGCAAAAUAAUCAGUUCUCAGCUGCUCAAGCUGGGUUUUUUCCAUCCAUGGUUUCUUCGACUGCCAUGCAUAAUAGUCUUAAUGCUGAUGAUCCAUCUAAAUUAUUGAGUUUUCAAGCCCCUGCCAUGUCUGCACCAAGUCUCCAGUUUAACAAAGCUAACCCGCACAACCAAGUCAGUCAACUGCAACAGCCACCUGUCGCGUGGCCCCAACAGCAGCACCUGCAGCAACUAUUGCAAAAUCCUACUAACCAACAGCAGCUGCAGAUACAGCAAGAACUGCAACAGCUGCCACAGCAGCAGCAACUACAGCACCAGCAACAGCAACUGCAGCAACAUCAGCCACAACAGCAACAACGACAACAACUGCAACAACAGCAGCAGCAGCAGCAGCAGCAGCAUCAGCAGAUAUGCCAUCCGGGUCUUGUAAAUAAUGUUGUAGUUGCCCCUAACCAGAACCCAAAUCAAACUUCACAGCAGUCAGUUGCAUACUCUCAGCUUCAACAACAGCACAUGCUGACAGGAAAUACCCAAUCUCAGCAGAGUAUACACUCUAAUAGUAAAAGUUCAUUGCAGAUGCCAUCAGCACCACAAGAUUCCCAGUUUCAGCAACAAAUUGAACCACAAGCCAGUCUCUUGCAAAGACACCAGCAGCAGACACAAUUGCAACAGUCCCCACUACAGUUGUUCCACUUGCAACAAAGCUUGUCACAGAGAGCACAGCAGCUGCCCCAAGUGCAACAGUUGUCACAGCAGGGCCUUUCAGAGCAACAACUUCAAUUGCAGCUGCUUCAGAAAUUGCAACAGCAGCAACAACAGCAGCAACAACAGCAGCAGCAGCAGCAGCAAUUGCUCUCCCCAGCAAGCUCACUUUUACCGUCCCAGCUACCUCAGCAACAGCAGCCAAAUCAGCAAAACCAGCAAGUAGCCCAGCUUCCUAUUUCUCAACAUCAGCAGCAACAGUUAAGCAGCAAUAGCUUCUCAACUGAGAAGCCUCUUAAUGGUAAUAGCUUAUCGACUUCUGCACUGAUGCAAUCACAACAGAUUCCUGUGAAUCAGCCCCACAGCCAGCACAAACCCCUUACAGCAAUCAGAGCCCAUUCUGCUCUUACAGAAGGGGAUGCUCCCUCAUGUUCAACCUCACCUUCUACUAAUAAUUGCCAGGUUUCGCCACCCAACCUCCUGAACAGAAGCCAUCAAGGACCAGCCUUAUUGGUGGGGGAUUCAUUGGUUGAGCCUGCAAGUAAUCUGAUUCAGGAGCUGCAUAGCAAAUCAGAUAUACAGAUAAAACAUGAGUUACCCAGCUCAAGAGGACCAGACCAACAAAAAUAUAAAAGUACAGUCACUGAUCUGGUGGAAGCAUCCUCUUCUGGAACAUCAUAUUGUUUGGAUGCUGGUACCAUCCAGCCGAACUUUUCAGUCCCCACUUUUGGUUUGGAUGGUGAUGUCCAAUCAAAUCCUCGGAGCAAUCUUUCAUUUGCAGCUAAUAUUGAUGGACGCCCUGACACUUUGUUGUCAAGGGGGUAUGACUCUCAAAAAGACCUUCAGAACUUACUUUCUAAUUAUGGUGGUGCCCCAAGAGAUUUUGAGACAGAUUUGUCCACUGCUGGGAUCAGCCCUCAGUCAUUUGGGGUGCCAAACAUGCCUUUCAAGCCAGGGUGUUCAAGUGACAUUACUAUCAAUGAAGCUGGAGUUUUGGGCAGUGGAUUGUGGGCUAACCAGAAUCAACGUAUGCGAACAUUUACAAAGGUUCAAAAGCGUGGAUCUGUGGGAAGAAGUAUUGAUGUAACCCGUUAUAAAGGGUAUAAUGAGCUCAGGCAUGACCUUGCCCGAAUGUUUGGAAUUGAAGGGCAACUUGAAGAUCCACAGCGGAAUGACUGGAAUUUGGUUUUUGUGGAUCAUGAGAAUGAUAUUCUUCUUGUUGGUGAUGAUCCUUGGGAGGAGUUUGUAAGCUGUGUUCAGAGCAUAAAGAUAUUGUCUUCCGCUGAAGUACAGCAAAUGAGUUUUGAUGGACAUCUGGGUCACAACCCUGUCCCAAAUCAAGCCUGUAGUGGGACUGACAGUGGCAAUGCAUGGAGGGCUUAUGAUGAUAACUCUGCUGCCUCGUUUAAUAGAUAAGGGUUUCAAGAUUGAGAAUGAAGAGUCAAUGCGUGGAGGGGUAUGAAAGAUAACUCUGCUUCCUCUAAUAUGUAAUGGGUUCCAAGAUUGAGACUGAAGUGGUUUUCCUGACAUGAAUCUGGGUUCUUUAUUAAGACUACCUGAGACCGUAGGUCCCAUCUCCCAGUUCAAGAUGUGAAAGGAGCCCUCCUCCCUCUUUUAUAAAAAGUAGUUAUUUGGUAACAGGAGAAUGCUGUUAAGUUGUUAACCACAACAGCAGAGCAAAGAAAAUUUUAGCCAGGCCUGGAGUGAUGUUGUUGUUGAUCCUUGUUAUCACUGAGAUUUACUGGGAGAGUGUCGUAAAUGCGAUGAUUCUGGGUGUGCUAGAGCUCGAUGCAUGGACCUUAAUUCAAUUCUCAAUCUUCGAACCUGCUUUCGUAGUCUACUAUAAGCCUGAAUGGGUGAUUUUUCUACAAGAUACAUGAGGAAAAUGUAUAAUAUGGUCCUCUUAACCCUUUGCAUAUGCUAAGAUAGUGACAAAUGUGCAACAGAAUUUGUAGUAGUUGAGCAUGACUCCCAACAAGAUAUAAUAUGCACCAUUUUUUGGUGCCAUUUCUAAGUUU